Mauremys reevesii (Reeves's turtle) is the source of this 2605-nucleotide messenger RNA. RefSeq names its product transmembrane protein 182-like. The record is from RefSeq and is a predicted model, not a curated record. Gene Ontology annotation, cellular component: membrane. NCBI's taxonomy places the organism in Eukaryota, Metazoa, Chordata, Testudines, Geoemydidae. The transcript is spliced from 5 exons. The coding region runs from base 67 to 804 and encodes 245 amino acids.
AAGGUUGUACAUCAGGACUUUUCUUCUUUUCUGAGUUUCAAGCUUACUACCUAUUGUUGUUCCACCAUGAAGGCUGGAAUACCAGCCUUUAUAGCAGGAAUUCUUGGUGGCAUUGGUGUUCUACUGUUUCUCAUAGCUUUUGGGACAGAUUAUUGGCUCCUGGCAACAGAGAACUGUGGAAUCUUUGAACCUGAAAAUAAAACUCUUCACACCCCAGAGGAUGUGGUUUUGAGAGAGGUCAGAAAAGAGAUCCUCAUUUUUCACCAUGAAGGUUUCUUUUGGAGAUGCUGGUUCUAUGGUGAGGAUUAUGAGGAGACCAUAUGGAACUUCUGGUUCACUAGCCAAGCACAUCCCAAGUAUUGCAUGCAUGGCUACCUGUUUCCUAUGCCCAUUGCUCUGGGACCUUUCCUGCAUCCUUCCCAUGAUGCAACCGCAGUGUACAGGGGUUUCUGGACUGCAUUCAUCGUACUAGCUGUCACUGCCAGUCUGGCGGGAGGAUUCCUGUUGGUGUGUGGUGUGCCCUUUUUCAAUGCUAGAUUCUAUAAAGUAGGAGGUGGAUUCCUCAUCACAUCUGGAGGCUUAUUUUUCCUGCUCAUAUUUCUCUUUGUGAUGUGGAAGGAGUUUGCAGCUGAUCUCCAGAAAUACAUACUUCUGGAAAGAAGUGAAAAAUGCAUGGACGAUGUCCCUGUAAAUGUGUAUUAUGGAUGGUCAUUUAUGUUUGCUGCAGCUGGGAUUCCCUUGGUUUUACUUUCUGGACUUCUCUUUUAUCUCGUUGGCCGAAGCAUUUUGCCGGCAGUGGAGUAAACAAGCUGUGGGGCUGAAAAACCCUUUGAGAAGAUCUUUGAAACCACCUGAAAAUGAGGACAUAACUGUUUGGGGGACUAAACAAUUUUUGUAGCUUAGGUGCUUGAUCAAAGGUCAUUGGUAAAUGAUGCUAAGGAACACUGGAAAUAUAAACCCAGUCAUUUAAAAUAGAGCUGAUUCUGAACCAAAAAACCCCAGUGCCAAAAUAUCCAAGUAGCUUUCCCGUCCUUAUCAUGGGAAAGACCAAAGGUCCAGAUACAAACAUGUAGACCUGUAAAAACAUAAAUGUUCAGAUUCAGACCCAAAUUUUGCAGCUCUGGUUCAAUUCUCACUUCAAAGUCAAUGUAAUACUCUUCAUUUUGUAAUAGACUGGGCAUAUCUAAAACCUGGCUGUGGGCUUCAAUAUUUAUAAAUAUUCAGAGGGAUAGGGAUAGUAUGCUGAAAUUUCUAGCACCCUCAUUUCUUGUUAAAUAUAAUCAAAUUUGGCUGUGAUGUCUAUUUCUGAAAACCAAUUAGGAUGAUUUUUUGAGCGAGCAAGUUCUCAUUGACAUUAAAGGACAACUAAUACAUGGCUUUUAAAUACAACAGGAAAAUGAUUUGUCAGGAGGUAAAAUAAUUUUUUGGCUCCUGUAAGGUCCCAAAUCUGUGAAUAUAAAUGCAUAUACCUAACUUUAAAUAUGUGAACAGCCCCCCACCAGUUACAUGCAUAAUAAAACAUAUGAUUACUAUCAUUUAUCAGUUAUUUACGGUAUUACCCACUGUGUGCUAGGUGUUUUCCAAACACUCAAGAAAUAUUGUCGCUGUGAAAAGUUCACAGUCCUAGGACAGAGAAGCAGACAGAAUUUAAAGAAAUGGGAAUGGGCACAACAAUAUUAUUAUUAGUGUGUGUUUGUUUCAGUAGUGCCUUGAGGCCAACUGAGAACAGGCUCCCAUUGUGCUAGGCACAGUACAAACACGGAAUAAGAAAUGGUCCCAAAUAAGCAGAUUUAAGUGUCUGGAUUUACUCAAGUGCAUAAGAUUUGCAGGUUAGUUACAGGAAAACAUGCUAAUUUGAAUGUACCGUAUACAAGACAAUUGAGAUCCAAAAGGCAAACUAGUUUCUAUUUGUACUGUACAUGAGGACUUGUAAAAAUAUUGGAAUAAUGACAAGAUUUGGUGCUGUCAUUAUGUGUUUGGGGUUUGAUCUCAAUGCUUUGAAGUCAUUUUUGCUAGGCCCUUGCUUGUUUUAACAAUUUGCAUAAUGUUUGAAUCAAACUUACAAAAUUAUGUGCUGAAUUCAUGAAUGCCGUUAUUUGUACUAAACAUAUAUCUUUAAGCUAUAUGCCAUGCUAUUGACAAUAUGUAGUUAAUUAAUAAUGUGGUGUAAAUCUAUUGCAGAAUGCAGUGAAAAUUGUUGGAGGUAUAAAUUAUUUAUUAUUACUCUUCCUAAAAUAUUAUGAAAGUCGCAGGAGCAAGUUCUAAUUAUUCAUUUACAAAAUCCAUGGUAUGUAUAGAAUGAUCAUUUGUAAUUCCAGUGUAAAAAAUAAUGAACAACAGACUUGGUCUGUAGUUCUCACUUAAGUAAAACUCUCAUUGAUCCCCAUUAAUGGGAGCUUUGUUUGAAUAAGGAUGGAUAUAAACAAUAUCUCUUAUACUACUCCAGCAAAUAGAUAUUUCAUGACAUUUAGAAAUACACAGAUAUUUAAAUGUUUUGUUUGUCAAUUUUAAAGGUUUUUUUAAUUAUAUUCAUUAGAGUUAUGCUUGUGCCCCAUUGGUUCUUCAGGUGAUAAUUUCUCACUAUAAAUUGUCUCUCUUUGGAUAA